ACGCGCAGGCUCAGCGGCCAUGGCUCACAGGCCCAGCCGCUCCGCGCCAUGUGGGAUCUUCCCGGACCGGGGCACAAACCCGUGUCCCCUGCAUCGACAGGUGGACUCUCAACCACUGCGCCACCAGGGAAGCCCUAAAGAGGUUAUUUUUAAUGCAGGGAAGGGCAUGGAUUCUGGAGAUGAAGAAAAGUGGAAGGAAUUCCUCCUCAAUUUCCCCUUUCAUAAAAUCGGGAUAAGACUAGUACCUACCUGAAUAUUCACAGCGAGCAGCCAUGGAUUUGUGGAACUGGGAUGAAGCAUCAGCACAGGAAGUGCCCCUGGGGAGCAGGCUGUCAGGUCUGGAAGGAGCUGAACUCGACUUCUAUUUCCCUGAACUGGCACUCCAAGGGGACACGCUGACAGCGGAGACAGGUUGGAAAAGUGUCUGUGGGCUGGGACCCCUGAGCGCUGGGGAAGGGCUCCCACAGCCGGACUGGGGCUCCGCAUUACCGUACCCAGAAGCUCCAUGGGGGGCGGAACCCGCCCCUCAGGCUCUUCCGUGGUCGGGAGACUGGACAGACUUGCCGUGCACCGGCUCGGUCCCUUGGAGCCGCGUCUCCCAGGCCCUGGGUCCCGCCCUCUGGGCUGGCUCUGAAGGGGCAGCCGCCCAGAACUGCGCCACCUCCGCGGAAAGUGCCAACUCGUGGUCGGGCGCCCAGGUCGCCGCCAGCUCCACCAGCUGGGACUAUUCUGUUGGCCCGGACGGCGCCACCUAUUGGGGCAAGAGCCUCGGCGGGGAGCCGCCCGCCGACUCUACCAUUUCGUGGGGCGGGCCUGCGGGAUCGGACUAUACCAUCUCCUGGGACUCGGGGCUGCAUACGGACUGCACCACCUCUUCGAAGGAGUACCAGACUUCAGAUCUCACCACUUCUUCCGAACCGAGCCAGCAGUCGGACCGCGCAACCUUGGCUUGUUACCCCAAAGCUAACCACCGAGGUCCCAUUCAGCUGUGGCAGUUCCUCCUGGAGCUACUCCACGACGGGGCGCGUAGCAGCUGCAUCCGCUGGACGGGCAAUAGCCGCGAGUUCCAACUCUGCGACCCCAAAGAGGUGGCGCGGCUGUGGGGCGAGCGCAAGAGGAAGCCCGGCAUGAAUUACGAGAAGCUGAGCCGAGGUCUGCGCUACUACUACCGCCGCGACAUCGUGCGCAAGAGCGGGGGGCGCAAGUACACGUACCGCUUCGGGGGCCGCGUGCCUGGCCUAGUCUAUCCCGACUGCGUGGAGAGCGGACAGGGAGCAACGACUCAAUAA
Messenger RNA from Globicephala melas (long-finned pilot whale), 1289 nucleotides. It is a transcript of the gene ETV2, whose product is annotated as ETS variant transcription factor 2. Gene Ontology annotation, cellular component: nucleus. The record is from RefSeq and is a predicted model, not a curated record. Gene Ontology annotation, biological process: regulation of transcription by RNA polymerase II; cell differentiation. Lineage: Eukaryota; Metazoa; Chordata; Mammalia; Artiodactyla; Delphinidae. Gene Ontology annotation, molecular function: DNA-binding transcription factor activity, RNA polymerase II-specific; sequence-specific DNA binding.